This is a messenger RNA of Penicillium vulpinum, 156 nucleotides long. RefSeq lists its product as uncharacterized. Bases 1 to 156 code for a protein of 51 amino acids. The record is from RefSeq and is a predicted model, not a curated record. NCBI's taxonomy places the organism in Eukaryota, Fungi, Ascomycota, Eurotiomycetes, Eurotiales, Aspergillaceae. The transcript has 3 exons.
AUGCGUUUCAGCAUCCUCACUACUCUCGCCUUCAUUGGCCUUUCCGUGGCUGCCAUCCCCUCCGGUGGAAAGUGCAAGCAGGAUGGAAGCUUGGGUAACUGUGAAUCUAAGCUCUGCGUGCAACUGGCCGACGAGCCAUUCGGAAAGUGCAAAUAG